This is a messenger RNA of Daphnia magna, 2078 nucleotides long. RefSeq lists its product as uncharacterized. The record is from RefSeq and is a predicted model, not a curated record. The coding region runs from base 142 to 1635 and encodes 497 amino acids. The transcript is spliced from 5 exons. Lineage: Eukaryota; Metazoa; Arthropoda; Branchiopoda; Diplostraca; Daphniidae. Gene Ontology annotation, molecular function: protein binding.
UGCUGGUAUUUUGCUGUCACUCUUUAUAAUGUUAAUUUCUUACCCAUUUACUUUCGCAAGUUGUCAGUAUGCUACACAGGUUUUCAGGCGAGAUCUAACUUCACAGAAAUAAAGAAUUUAAGAAAUUGAUGAAACGCAAUCAUGGAUUGUCUAACUAGCUCGACCUGCAACCUUGCGAUUAGUGAAAUAGUUCAAAAAAAGUCCUAUGAAAUAGAUGACGACGAGGCCGAUAUAGUUUUGAAAACCAGUGAUGGCCUACUUAAAGCACACAAAUCGGUUGUUAGGAGUUGUCCGUACCUUGCUGCCAUUAUAGAUGGUAGCUGGAUUGAAAGUCAAUCCUCAGUCAUUACUCUGGACAUAUUCUCAUUCAAAUCUGUGAAAUUUGUUGUUGAACACAUGUACAAGCCCAAACAGUCAAUUGACACCAAUCAUGACAUAGGGGAACUUAUCACAUUGGUAGAUAUGCUUGGCCUUCAGUCUCUUCAAGAAUUGAUCAGUUCUACCAUGGUUGUUACAGUCUGUCACAAUUUUCACAAGCCAUGUAAAGAUUGUAUUGAAGGUGUCAUGAGCACACUGCAGCUUGACAGAAUUUACUAUUUAGCAGAAGUGAGAACCAAAUGUUUGAAUUGGAUAACAAAACAUUUUUUUGAAUCUUGGAAUUCAAGACCUUUCUCUUGCCUUCCAGAACCACUUCAACAAAGUUGUCUUAAAUCCCUUGAAAAUUCUAUGAAUAUUGAAAAUAUCAUUGACUUAACUCUAAAAACUCAACAACUACAGCAAAUUCUCCCUUCAGUAAAAUGGGCAGAACCAGUUAAGAUGUUGGUAAAAAGUCUCACAACAUCUUGCAUGACAUUCAUGCAGCAACAUUUUCGUGAUACUCUUCAUUCAGCCAAAUUUAAAUCUUUGUGCCAAAUCGAUACCUGGAGUCUGGGUAGCGUGGAAGCUAUCAUCUUUCAAGCUGCCUGUAACUUACCUGUUGAUCAAGCUUGCUUGUCUUAUCUAGCUCUUGAAAAAAUUACUGAUGAACUUCUCAAGCUUGGUGAAGAUCAGCAACCUCUGGAUCCUAUUUAUGUUGACUUCAUCCAGAGACUUUUUAAAGCAGUAGAAAACCGUCUGAUUCAACGAGUAGGCAUGGCAACGAAAUGCUCUGCGUGGGAUGCCAUACCAAAAACUAAGCAGAUCAGCAUAAUGCAAAUGGGAUUCUUUGAUCCCCUUGAUAGUUAUCCAAAGAAUUCUUCGGACAGGCCUAAUCCAAGACAUAGUUUAAGGAGAAAUCAUUCUUUAAACGCUGCCACUGCAAGUGGUGACGUGUCGUCCAAAAGCCGUGCUCCCAAUGCUGGUCUGAAUACUGGAGCCUUACAACGUACUACUUUACGGGCUACUAUACAUGGAGGGAGAAACCCAAUUAGCCCAACAGCUGCCGCUAGAACAACAGGAACUCCGCGUUCCUCAGGAAUAUCCAAUGUUCAGUCGUCCAACCGAGGAGUGCCAGAAACCUUACGGCCUAACUCUGUGCGGACAACUAACGCAAGUGCUUCUCGAUCGAAUACGAGUCGACUUAAUAGCAAUCUAGUUGGUACCUCUUGUCAACGGUCGGUAAAUCCCACUGUUUCCCGUACACCAAAAACUCGCUAGAUCGUUACGGCUCUUCAUAUUAGUGGUGUGGCUGGCAUACCAAUCGUUUUCAAACAAACCCGUACAAUUUGAUUCGCAGAUGCUCAAAUUUUUCUUGUUCUUUGGUUCAGUCAUUAGAUUUUUUUCUUUUUCGUUCUAAGAUUGAUAUUAUUUGUUUCACUUGUCUUGUCUUCUGGUUAUCAAGACAAUUCGGUUGUAGUCGUGUAUGCCUAGUCAUGUAUUGCGAAUUUAGUCUCUUUUUACACACGAAAAGCGUCUAAUAUAGUCCACCCACCAAUUUUUUAUAUUAAUUUUAACGAUCGCAUUGCUUUAUAACCAAAUGAAUUUCCAUGGUACACGAACACUUUGGGAUUCAAAUUUAUUUCAUACAUUUUAAAAAAAUUUUAUAUUCGUAUCCAAAUGCGCCGAUUAAUGAAAGGAAACAAAUACAUUUAACGGCUGAA